GUAUGUGGUGGUGAUGUGGAACUUAGCAUCUGGCAUCUUGGCUCUCGUUCACUGGCCUCAGUUUUGUCAUGUGGACGGCCACCUCAUUUCCGUCAUAUUGUUGCAAAAAUGAACGGUGAACGAAUUUUAGCAGGAGGGAGCAGUGACAGUGUAAUGCAGUUCGAUUACACAGGACAGCACGUAACGUCGGUAAAAACACCGCUGUCUUCCAUAUAUUCCAUUCAGACGAAUUUGUCAAUACCGAAUGGAAUGACAGCUGUUGCGGGCGACUCACCGCUGAUCAGUAUCUUCCUAAAUCUCGGCUACGUUGCGUUCAAUUUUUCAGCUGCAUCAGAUCAUACUGUGCCGCAGUAA
Gongylonema pulchrum is the source of this 354-nucleotide messenger RNA. The record is from the annotation of a GenBank genome assembly. NCBI's taxonomy places the organism in Eukaryota, Metazoa, Nematoda, Chromadorea, Rhabditida, Gongylonematidae.